UACGCGCUGCAUAAUAUCUGCAGAGACGGUGAUACAUUAUGUAGUAGAUUGCAGCGCAUACAGUUAUUUUGUAACAACAAAUGUGGCAAAAUUGUAGCAGCAUAGGUUUCACAUUGAUAUCCAAAAGCUCAUAUUCAACACCUUGGUUUUAGACGAUUUGACGAAACAUUUGUCCCACUGUUUUUCCACUGUAAACUCUACAGUCAACAACCUCGCUCUCUUCCUGGUACUGUUCUUUAGAGCUCCYAAAGAGCAUGCGCGACUGGUUAGCUCUGCUGCAGAAUGACGUCAGCAAUUCAAAACACAGGCAAGUCCAGACACACUACCGUCUGAUCGGUCAUACGAUGUACGCUUUAAUUUAUUCUAGCCAACUGACCGAGGAUCUUUCUAUCACGUUACAUGCGAAUGAAGCCUGAAAGAGGAAACYRCAACGACUGMUUUGGCUUAUUUCGAAGGAAUAUAAUUUUGCGCGAGAUGUCCGGAUAUUGACAUUGUGAAGCUACCUGUCAAAGGAAUCUGUGAAGUGCUGGACUGUUAUUGACACGAGCCGAGCGGUGUUAUCUCUGCUCAUGACGAUGCCUCUCGAGGAUGAUCUAGCCUCAGCAGCGGCGACUGGCAACACCGAUCGUGUUAAAAUUCUAUUACAAAGUGGAGUGGACGUCAACGGUGUAAACUGCUUUGGACGGACACCUCUGCAGGUGAUGAUGAUGGGCAGUUCACCAGUGGCGCAGGCGUUACUAAUGAAAGGAGCGGAUCCUAAUAUCGCCGACCGACACACUGGGACAACGCCGUUACACGAUGCCGCCAGGAUGGGCUUUUUGGACACGGUAGAGAUCCUUGUCCAAUUCCUCGCCGAUCCGAAUAGCCGGGACAAUAGGAACUGCCGGCCAAUCGAUUUGGCGAGAGAAAGUGGACAUCAUAAUGUCGUUGCGUUUCUGCAGGCUUUGUGAAAUCAAAGAUACGUUGUAUUUAUUUGUGUGACGAUUUUAUUGUAUAGAAUACUGAUGUAUAUUCUAGACCCAUUCAUUUCUUAAACACUUUUUUUCUCGAUAAAAAAAAUAAGCUUUAUUUAUGCCUCUCAAAGAGUAUUGCACUUAUGCACUUAAUCAACGGUUUGUUAAUUAGGCUUAAGAUUUAUAAGUACAUGUAACAUUUUUGUUUUUAGUGUUAAGUUGUAAUUAGGCUAUUUGGGUUUWYAAAAAUAUUAAAUCAUGUAAUAAUCACAGAUAGACUGCUUUGGCGUUGCUAUAGGAAAAUAUAUACUCUGCCAUAUUGAUAAGGUGAGGGAUUUACUGAACCAAAAAUAAAAGCACACAGGUAUUGAUACCUUCAAUACACCCGUUUGAACUUUUGAUUGGAGAAAUMAUUGUUUUUCUCAAAUUGCAUUAGGCCUAUAUGAUGAGUUUGUAUCUUAUUUUAGACUUGAACUCUUCUAAAAUAACGAAUUAUUAGAAAUCCAAAAGUAAAAAUGUAUGUGGGGUAUGGAUUUGUGUAUUUUGAUAAUAAUCKAUAYUUGUUUAUAUUAAGACAAGUGUUAUUGGACAUUUGGAAAUGGGUCUGGACUUCCUGUAUAUAAAGCUGAUGAUGUUUC
Messenger RNA from Salvelinus sp. IW2-2015, 1591 nucleotides. It is a transcript of the gene cdkn2, whose product is annotated as cyclin-dependent kinase inhibitor 2A/B (p15, inhibits CDK4). Gene Ontology annotation, molecular function: cyclin-dependent protein serine/threonine kinase inhibitor activity; protein kinase binding. Gene Ontology annotation, cellular component: nucleus; cytoplasm. Gene Ontology annotation, biological process: regulation of cyclin-dependent protein serine/threonine kinase activity; regulation of G1/S transition of mitotic cell cycle; negative regulation of cell population proliferation. The record is from RefSeq and is a predicted model, not a curated record. NCBI's taxonomy places the organism in Eukaryota, Metazoa, Chordata, Actinopteri, Salmoniformes, Salmonidae.